CCCGACGAGCCCUUCUGAAACCUCCAAAACCGAAUUCUCGUCCCGUUCAAAUUCAAUUCUUGUUUCUGCAUCCUCACCCACGUAAGUAAAUUCAUCUUUUACGCACUGAAUAGGUGCAGCUCUCUAGGGUUUUGUUAUGCGUUCACUGUGAGCCUAUCUGUUCUUUUUCCCAAAAUUUUCCCUCUUUUCUCGUUGCAGUUUAGCUCAAUCUCAUGAGUUGACCUAUAAAGUGGUGUUCUUUAACCGUGUUGUCUGUUUUUGGGAAUUACUUUGUUUGGAUUGAGCCAUAGUGUAGUCUGGUCUUUGUAAAACAGAGUUGUGAGCAGGGGCGAACGCAGAAUUUGUGAUGGGCCCAGAGGCCUUAAACCACAUGUAUAUUUGUACUGAUAAAAAGAAAUAUAUUUCACAAGUGUAUAUUGCUACUUGUGAUGAUGAAAAUAGAGAGAAUGUAUGGUUGGAGAUAUGGGUACGGUUUUUGAAUUUGAGAUAAAGAAAAGUGCACGCUCAUCGUCGUCAUCGCCACCACCAGAUUGGGCCUCUUUGCCGGAGGAACUGUUGGAGUUGAUCCUCCACCAUAUAUACCAACUCUCUGAGUACCUCCGCUUCACUGCUGUCUGCAAGCCAUGUCUUUUGGCCGCCAACCAUCAAAGAGAUCAUCGACAGAGAGAGAUUCACAAACAGGUGGUCCCAAUGUUGUUGAUACACUCACCCGACCAGAAGACGGAAGCAAAGGAAGCAGGGGACUAUCGCCGGAGAUUGUACAGCGUUACUGAGAACAAGAUUCUCAGUAGUUUGGAGCUGCGAGUUCCUUAUCGUCGGCGGUGUUGCGGUUCUUCACACGGAUGGCUGGCCACUGUGAAUGAGGAGGACUUGGGCAUUACACUGCUCAACCCCUUCUCUGGCAGGACCCUGAGUUUACCUAAGGUGAACCGUGAACCAUACAAUAUCAAUCCCGCCAUGAGACAUACUUUAAAAUAUGAGUAUGACCUUAAAAAGGUUGUUUUGUCGUGGGGAUCCCUCUUCGGAUGAAUUUGUGGUGGUUGCAAUUUAUAGUAUGUGCAAUGCUUUGGCCUACAUCAAACCAGGCCGCGGCAAACAUUGGACUUACAUAAAAGGGGUACUCUAUUCAGAUGCCAUAUACCAUCAGGGAAGGUUUUAUGUCCUGGACAACUAUUCUGGUGUACUAUAUCUUGAUGUUAGAGAUUAUAGCAAACCUAAAGGAAAAUUGGUGGUAAAUCGUACUGCCCGGAAGCAUAUCCUUUUAAGGCUUACAUUGUGGUGUUGUCAACUGGGAAAGACUUGCUCCUUGUUGAGAGGUUUCUUAAAAAGAAGGGUCGUCCGGCACGAUGGGUGACUUCAAGUUUUAAAAAAUAUUUAAGUUGGGAUUUUUAGGCGGCAGGGGCGGCGGUGGCGGCAGCAGCAGUGGUGGGAAUCAACAAUUUGCAAAGGAGUGGGUUGAGAUCAAUAGUCUAGGUGAUGAUGCCUUGUUCUUAGGUGAUAAUUAUUCUCUAUCCGUGACUGCUUCAAAUUUUCCUGGGUGCCAAGCAAAUUGCGUAUACUACACUGAUGAUGUUUAUAUCGACACCUCUGCGCCUUGGUAUCCUUAAAGACCUCGAGACACGGGUAUCUACUCCUUCAUGAAUGGAAGCUUGGCCCCACAUUAUGAAUUCAAAAAGAAACAAAAGAAGGUGCCUAUGCUGCCUCCAAUCUGGAUAGUGCCAACAUUGCUGUGUCACUCUAACCUUUUAGGUUUAUGUUUUUAGGGGCCACACAAAUGAGAAGAAUUUUGUGGGUCUUACAGUAAACAGCGGAUAUGUUGAUUGUAGCAGUGAAACUAACCAAGUGUUUGUUUGUCAAAAGGCUAUCACAAGGGGGCGUGGAUUUGGUUCAACUGAUUUAGAGGAGACCUUCGAAGAUGCUUCGUCUUCCUUUAUGCUCGAAGAUUGAGAGACCUGCACUUUUGGUUUCUAACAGUCGGGAAUCGACUUUAGUGACAGUACGUGCAGUUUGAGUUGUAAAUCAUUCACAAAAAGGAGGAAAACUAAAGAGAUGAACGAAGCGAAAGUUGUGAAAAUCAAUUUCUCUUGAUGUUUAUUUCGUACAUAUCAUCGAACAGGUUAUCGAUUUAGGAAAAGCGGAACGUAUUGUGGUGGUAAAUUAGUAGGUUUUCCGGGGCAGUAUUUGCUGCAAUAGAAAUAUUUAAUGCAAGAAAGCAAGGUGUGACCAAA
Rhododendron vialii is the source of this 2228-nucleotide messenger RNA. RefSeq lists its product as uncharacterized. The transcript has 5 exons. The record is from RefSeq and is a predicted model, not a curated record. Gene Ontology annotation, molecular function: protein binding. NCBI's taxonomy places the organism in Eukaryota, Viridiplantae, Streptophyta, Magnoliopsida, Ericales, Ericaceae. The coding region runs from base 451 to 1029 and encodes 192 amino acids.